UGCCUUCAAUUCUUCAGAAUCGAAACCGAUUGCAAAGGGGAAUCAGGUUCUAAACUCAGAAAUUGAAGGAGCCGCGGAGUUGCUUAGAAAAGCAGAGAGGCCUCUAAUUGUGUUUGGUAAAGGGGUUGCCCAUGCGAGAGCAGAGAAUGAACUGAGGAAGCUAGUGGAAACCACUGGAAUCCCAUUCUUGCCUACGCCAAUGGGAAAAGGCUUGUUGCCAGAUACCCAUGAGCUUGCACCAAGUGCAGCUAGGUCGCUUGCUAUUUGGUAAAUGUGAUGUCGCGCUUGUAGUUGGCUCUAGGCUUAAUUGGCUGUUGCACUUUGGAGAGCCUCCCAAGUGGUCUAAGGAUGUGAAAUUUAUACUGGAGGAUAUUUGUAAGGGUGAGAUUGAGCUAAGGAAACCACAUUUGGGUUUGGUCGGAGACGCAAAAAAGGUGUUGGAAUUGAUCAAUAAGGAGAUCAAGGACGACCCCUUUUGUUUGGCGAAGAAUCAUCCGUGGGUGGAAGCGAUUUCCAAGAAAGCAAAGGAGAAUGUGUCUAGAAUGGAGGCUUAGUUGGCGAAUGAUGUUGUGCCAUUUAAUUUCUAGACGCCCAUGAGGAUAAUUAGAGAUGCUAUUUUGGGAGUGAGGAGCCCAGCUCCAAUAUUGGUGGCAGAGGGGCCUAAUACGAUGGAUGUUGGGAGAGCUGUGUUGAUUCAGACAGAGCCUAGGACUAGGUUGGAUGCUGGCACUUGGGGGACAAUGAGGGUUGGGUUGGGUUGGGUUAUUGCAUUGCAGCUGCAGUAGCUGAGCCUGAUCGACUUAUAGUUGCAGUUGAAGGCGACUCUGGAUUUGGGUUCAGUGCCAUGGAAGUUGAGACGUUGGUUAGCUACCAGUUACCUGUGGUUGUGAUAGUUUUUAAUAAUGGUGGUGUAUACGGCGGUGAUCGGAGGAGCCCUGAAGAAAAAACAGGGCCAUUCAAAGGUGAUCCAGCACCCACUUCUUUUGUCCCUGGCGCUGCUUAUCAUAUUCUUAUCGAAGCUUUUGGGGGCAAAGGUUAUCUAGUUGAGACACCUGAUGAACUUAAGCCUGCCCUUGCUGAAUCUUUUUCUGCAAGAAAGCCAACUGUGAUAAAUGUUACUAUCGAUCCUUAUGCUGGUGCAGCAAGUGGGAGGCUGCAGCAUAAGAGCUAAGGUAGACUACACCUGUCUUUGUGUUAUUCUCUGUGCAUUUGUUGCUGUGACCAAGCUGCUACUGUAAUUGUACUGCUUAAAACACAUGCAUGCAUGCGAUGUUGUUGGUUCAGAUGUUCUGCUGGCAUGCAUGUAGAAGAAGUAUGUUGUCAUUCACAAUAGGGUGAGCCACAUUUGAUUUGUAGUUUUCUGGCAUAGAAUCAUGACAUGAUAAUAGAAUUUGGUGCAAGUAGAGUUGUAAGUUCUGGAGAGCUACCAUAAAUUUGAUAAAUGAUUAUGUAAAUUGACAAUGCCCCUCGGAAAGUGAUGUCAAUUUGAGUGUUUCCAUCAUAAAUGUAGCUUUUCAUUUUAUUUUCUGUUGAAAGACUUGCUAAUCUUUUCAGUGUAGCAGCUACUCGUGAUGCAACAAGAGGAGCAUUUUCCUGUUUCUUAAUGGACAAAAUUGGAUUAAUUAUUGAACAUGCUA
Molecule: messenger RNA, 1637 nt
Organism: Hevea brasiliensis (rubber tree)
Lineage: Eukaryota; Viridiplantae; Streptophyta; Magnoliopsida; Malpighiales; Euphorbiaceae
Product: 2-hydroxyacyl-CoA lyase-like
Exons: 2
Coding region: 845-1171 (108 amino acids)
Biological process (GO): fatty acid alpha-oxidation
Cellular component (GO): peroxisome
Molecular function (GO): thiamine pyrophosphate binding; catalytic activity
Source: RefSeq, a predicted model, not a curated record